UAAAAUGCUAUCCCGUUAGAAUACCCCGUCAACGGGUUGUGCCAAAGCUGUGCUCACCGUGCCUCGCUUCCUCUCCACAAUACGAACACGGACGAAAAGAACACCAUGUUAUCCAGAUUUAAAGACGCUACAUUUCAGCAGUGAAAAGAGGAGGGCGAGACGGAGGAGAGUGAAUUAACAAAAUAGGCUAGAAAGGGACACAGAGAAGAGAGAAUCCCACCGACCAUCUGCGUGAGGCGAGAGAGAGGAGAAGGAGGCCAACCCGAGAGCAGCAGCCGACUGCGCUGUGGAAUAACCUACGGUUUCCGUUGAUUUGAAACCAGAAUUUUGAAAUUUAUUUAUUAUUCUGCGAGACAUUUUACUAAAUUCCCACAAAAUGUCAUCUUCUGGCAAAGACAACAGCGCACACUAUAUGAACUAUGUGGGACCUUAUCGUUUGGAAAAGACCCUCGGCAAAGGACAGACAGGCCUGGUGAAGCUGGGAAUCCACUGUGUCACGUGUCAGAAAGUGGCCAUCAAGAUCGUCAACAGAGAGAAACUCAGCGAGUCUGUCCUCAUGAAGGUGGAGCGAGAGAUAGCCAUUCUGAAGCUCAUAGAGCACCCUCACGUUUUAAAGUUGCACGACGUCUACGAAAACAAGAAAUAUUUGUAUCUGGUGCUAGAGCACGUGUCAGGGGGAGAGCUGUUUGACUACCUGGUCAAGAAGGGACGGUUAACGCCCAAGGAGGCCAGGAAGUUCUUCAGACAGAUAAUCUCAGCUCUGGACUUCUGCCACAGUCACUCCAUAUGUCACAGAGAUCUGAAGCCAGAAAACCUGUUGUUAGAUGAAAAGAACAACAUUAGGAUAGCAGACUUUGGCAUGGCGUCUCUGCAGGUCGGGGAUAGUCUGCUGGAGACCAGCUGCGGAUCUCCUCACUAUGCCUGCCCAGAGGUCAUAAGGGGAGAGAAGUACGACGGGAGGAAAGCAGACGUGUGGAGCUGCGGGGUCAUCCUCUUUGCACUUUUAGUGGGCGCCCUUCCAUUUGACGAUGACAACCUGAGAAACCUGCUGGAGAAGGUGAAGUUGGGAGUGUUCCAUAUGCCUCACUUCAUCCCCCCAGACUGUCAGAACCUCCUUCGGGGCAUGAUCGAGGUGGAUGCCACUAAGAGACUCACGUUAGAGCAGAUCCAGAAGCACAACUGGUACAUAGCUGGGAAGAACGAGCCAGAGCCGGAGCAGCCUGUCCCCAGGAAGGUGGCCAUCAGAACCCUGAGCACUGAGGAGAUAGAUCCGGACGUCCUGGAGAGCAUGCACUCUCUGGGUUGCUUCAGAGACAAGGGCAAACUCACCAAAGACCUGCUUUCUGACGAUGAUAACCAGGAGAAGAUGAUCUACUUCCUGCUGCUGGACCGGAAGGAGAGGUACCCCAGUCAGGAGGACCAGAACCUCCCCCCACGCAGUGAGAUAGCUGACCCGCCCAGGAAGCGUGUGGACUCCCCCAUGUUGAACCGCCAUGGGAAGAGGAGGCCGGAGAGGAAGUCUAUGGAAGUGCUGAGUGUCACAGAGGGGGGCUCUCCUGUACCCGUACGACGAGCCAUCGACAUGGCCACACAUGGACAGAGUAAGUCUGUUUUCAGUAAAAGCUUGGAUAUCACAAACGCUAACCUCACCAAAGAAGAAAGGUCACGGUCUAUCAGCGGAGCGUCCUCCGGUCUCUCCACUAGUCCUCUCAGCAGUCCCAGGCCGGUCCGGCGCUUCUUUAUCCCGCCCCAGUCGCCGGACCUCUGUCAGUCGCCCAACUGUAGCCCCACCCAUUCCCCAGAGUCCCGCCUUAACCAUAACGGGGUAGGGGGGGCCAACCGCGUGCACCCACACCCGCUCCCCAACUCCUACACGCCAAAGAUGGGGUCCCCCCUGAUGCACCCCCGCACACAGACCCUCCCCGCCAAGCCCAAAGUGUCUGAGAAGCCCCUUCAGACCACCAGGUCCAACCCCCUUCCCAACUCAGCUGACAGCCCAACCACCCCCAAGUCAGAGCCCACCUCCCCCUCCUCACCCCUGGGCAGCCCCCCCUGUGUCCCCAACAGCCCGCGGCCACGCCGCCACCCACCCCUCACCGUGCCCCCCAAGCUCUCAAUCCCCCUAUCUCAAGUGCCACCCAUGUCCCCCCUAUGCCGGCACCGCCUCCACCCUGACCACAACGGUCACAAAUCUGUCCCCACCAUACAGGUGACCCCCCACCCCUCUCCGCGGGGGAGCCCCCUCCCCACCCCCAAGGGCACUCCGGUGCACACACCCAAGGAGAGCCCGGUGGGCACCCCCAGCCCCACGCCACCCCCCAGCCCCUCCAUCGGCGGGCUGCCCUGGAGGACGCGUCUCAACUCCAUCAAGAACAGCUUCCUGGGCUCGCCGCGCUUCCAUCGCAGGAAAAUGCAAGUUCCCACACAGGAGGACAUGUCCAGCCUGACGCCAGACUCUUCACCAGAGCUUGCCAAGAAGUCAUGGUUUGGUAACUUCAUCAACCUGGAGAAAGAGGAGCAGAUCUUUGUGGUGAUCAGAGACAAGCCUCUCAGCUCCAUCAAAGCAGACAUCGUUCAUGCCUUCCUCUCUAUCCCCAGUCUGAGCCACAGUGUGAUCAGUCAGACUAGUUUCCGGGCGGAGUAUAAGUCUACAGCCGGUCCUACAGUGUUUCAGAAGCCAGUCAAGUUCCAGGUGGACAUCACCUACACAGAGAGCACCGCCGCCACCAAAGAGAACGGCAUCUAUUCGGUCACCUUCACCCUGCUGUCAGGUCCCAGCCGGCGUUUCAAGCGUGUGGUUGAGACCAUUCAGGCUCAAUUGAUGAGCUCACAUGACCAGCCCGGGGUCCAGCAGAUCUCUGAUGUCUCUCAGCGGUCAGACACUCUGACCAGCAAACCCUCCAAGCGUGGCAGCCCGUUGAGUAACUUCUUUGACGUAAUUAAACAGCUUUUUUCAGACGAGAAGAACAGCCAGGCGUCGCACAACCCCACUGGCACGCCCGGCACACCUAACCCCGCCCCCGCCAAGCAUGCCCCCGGCAGCAGGCGAAAUGAGCCAUGUCCCCCGCCCACUCAGCCCCAGCCCACCCAGCCCACUGACUCUAAAUGCCCCCCGCCUCCGGGCAAAGACAAACAAACAAAGAUGGCCGCCACCAGCCGGACUGGGGAACAACCUUAAGACCAGAGAGAAGUAGCUAGCUCUCGGUUGCAUGACUAGAUAAUAACCACCUGUUAUCAGGUCAUUCAAAACCCAAUACAAACACACAAGAGUGUGUGAGAGAUGAGAAAUGAAAUGAGAGAUGCUGCUGGUUUCUUUGCUUUAGUCAGUAGGCUUAGUGUGUGUGUCUUGAGAAAAUCUACUUUUGAUUAUCGCUGAGAUAAACUUUUGUACUGUAUAAUAAUGGAAUGACUACUAUUUGAGUUUAGCAAUCGAUCAUUGAUCAGUAUUUGACAAUAAUAAGUUCCACAUGUAGCCAUGUUUCUUUUCUGUUCCUCUACCCUCUCGUCCCUUUCC
Messenger RNA from Coregonus clupeaformis (lake whitefish), 3514 nucleotides. Its product is annotated as serine/threonine-protein kinase BRSK2. The transcript has 21 exons. Gene Ontology annotation, biological process: microtubule cytoskeleton organization; intracellular signal transduction; protein phosphorylation. The coding region runs from base 377 to 3178 and encodes 933 amino acids. Gene Ontology annotation, molecular function: protein serine/threonine kinase activity; ATP binding; tau-protein kinase activity. Gene Ontology annotation, cellular component: cytoplasm. The record is from RefSeq and is a predicted model, not a curated record. NCBI's taxonomy places the organism in Eukaryota, Metazoa, Chordata, Actinopteri, Salmoniformes, Salmonidae.